Vairimorpha ceranae is the source of this 987-nucleotide messenger RNA. Its product is annotated as glycosyltransferase family 15 protein. Gene Ontology annotation, biological process: cell wall mannoprotein biosynthetic process; protein N-linked glycosylation. Gene Ontology annotation, molecular function: alpha-1,2-mannosyltransferase activity. Bases 1 to 987 code for a protein of 328 amino acids. NCBI's taxonomy places the organism in Eukaryota, Fungi, Microsporidia, Nosematidae. Gene Ontology annotation, cellular component: membrane; Golgi apparatus. The transcript has a single exon. The record is from RefSeq and is a predicted model, not a curated record.
AUGUUUUACUUCACACAAUUAAUAUUAUAUUUUCAUCAUUUCAACACCAAAGAAAACGCUGUUAUAUUUAUUUUAUGUAGAAAUUCUGAUUUAAAAGGAAUAAGCAAUACGCUGAAAAAUUUUGAAGAAAUGUUUAACAAAAAGUUUGGAUACCCUUAUGUGAUGGUGAAUGAUGAAGACUUUACAGAAGAAUUUAAAACCAGAAUUAAAAGUAUUGUAUCAUCUGAUGUACAAUUUGGUAAAUUGACUGAGGAUGAAUUUGGUAUCCCUAAAUUUAUCGAUAUGAAUAAGGUAAAGGCUUACAUGGAUAUUUUAAAAGCUGCUAAUAUUAUUUACGGCGAUUCACUGUCUUAUAGAAAAAUGUGUCGAUUUUUUUCCGGAAAAUUUUUUGAUAUCCCAUUGGUUAAAAAAUACAGAUAUUACUGGAGAAUUGAACCAGAUGUUAAGUUUUUGUGUAAAAUUAAUUUUGAUCCAUUUGAAUACUUAAGGAAUAAUAAUAAAGAGUAUUCGUUUGUGAUAACUAUAAAAGAAUUUAUGGAGACGAUACCAAGUUUGUAUAAAGAGACAAUAAAUUUUGCAAAACAGUCUAAAGCUUUGAUAGGAAACCCGGUUAUUAGUAAAUUUUUAUUAAAUGAAUCUAUGGGGUAUAAUGGAUGUCAUUUUUGGUCCAACUUUGAAAUUGCUAGCUUUGAUUUUUGGAGAUCUCCAAUUUACAGAAGCUAUUUCAAUUGGUUAGAUAAGUCGGGAGGAUUUUUUUAUGAAAGAUGGGGUGAUGCUCCUGUACAUAGUUUGGCACUCUCUUUAUUUUUAGAUAAAAGUAAAAUACAUUUUUUUGAAGAUAUAGGAUAUGAACAUCCACCAUUUAGUCAUUGCCCUUCGUCACCUUCCAGACAAAAGGACUGUAACUGUGAUCCUAAAAGAUCUGUAGACUGGAUGCCGCAAUCUUGUUUGAAAGAUUGGGAAAAUGAUAUCUUAUUAUCUAAAUAA